Messenger RNA from Gongylonema pulchrum, 378 nucleotides. The record is from the annotation of a GenBank genome assembly. NCBI's taxonomy places the organism in Eukaryota, Metazoa, Nematoda, Chromadorea, Rhabditida, Gongylonematidae.
AUGCCGUCGGCAUCGAUUCGGAAGAAAGUAUGCGGCUUAAUACGGACAACAUUCACGCAAAUGCCCACGGCUGCUGACGAUAAGGGCGGUGAGGAGAGUGAUGGAUUGCUGGGCCGCAGUGAUGCUGCGCUGGACAAAUUCACGGCGCGAAUCGGAAGCGCCAACGAUGCGGGCGUUUGCUCGCCAGGCACCCCUACCUCAAGCAACUCGUUCAUUGCGCAAUGCAUCCGCAAUAACAGGUACGAUGUUUCGAUUAGAUCUUUCACAUACGCUGUGCAGCAUUGGCGCAGUGGGAUAGCACUGUUAUCGUGCAGUAGGUCGGAGUUUCGAUUCCGCCACUGGGACAACCAGUCCCUCUAUGAUUCGUUUCGAUGGUAA